CAGGAGUACCUAUCGACGCAGACUGCGCUUGUGGCUGAGGACUUGUCUUUUCUCCAGAAACUUUUCCAGUGGCGGAGAGAAAGUAAUUUCAGCAUUUCAGCAGAAAGGCGUGAAGCGCUUUCACAUUGUAGCCAUCAAGCAGAGCAUCAGCAAGGCAGCGACCUCUGAAGCACCAUGGCGGCGUCUUGUGCGAUGGCGGGCUCUCUGCAGACUGUCCUCAAUGGCAGUCUCAGCAGCAGAACAACAGGUGCUCGGUCUCUUGGUUCGUCUUCUUCGUCUUUCACCGCUCCUUCCCCUCUCUUCGCUCACAAGCAGAAUGCCAGGCAGCGGGCCAGGGGUGGGGCCCUCUCUGUGACCAGCAUGGCUAAGGAACUGCACUUUAACAAGGAUGGCUCCGCUCUCAAGAGAAUGCAGACUGGUGUGAACAAGCUGGCAGAGCUUGUGGGGGUGACCCUGGGACCCAAGGGGCGGAAUGUGGUUUUGGAAAGCAAGUAUGGUUCUCCCAAGAUCGUGAAUGACGGAGUUACAGUUGCAAAGGAGGUAGAGCUGGAGGACCCUGUAGAAAACAUUGGCGCUAAGCUGGUAAGGCAGGCGGCUGCCAAGACAAAUGACCUGGCGGGAGACGGCACCACCACGUCCGUUGUGCUGGCGGCGGGGAUGAUUGCAGAGGGCAUGAAGGUUGUUGCUGCUGGGGCUAACCCCAUCCAGAUCAUCCGGGGGAUUGAGAAGACGACCAAGAGCCUGGUGGAUGAAUUGAAGACUAUGUCCAAGGAGGUGUCCGACAGCGAGCUCGCUGACGUGGCGGCCGUCAGUGCGGGAAACAACAACGAGGUUGGGCAGAUGAUUGCGGAGGCGAUGGGCAAGGUCGGGCGCACCGGUGUGAUCACUUUGGAGGAGGCCAAGAGUGUGGAGAACAACCUGUACGUUGUGGAGGGCAUGCAGUUUGACAGGGGCUACAUCUCCCCUUACUUUGUCAGCGACCCUGAGCGCAUGUCCGUCGAGUAUGAGAACGCAAAGAUCUUGCUGGUUGACAAAAAGAUCUCGACCGCGCGCGACAUCAUCACCAUCCUGGAGGACGCAAUCCGCAGCAGCUACCCCAUCCUGAUUAUUGCAGAGGACAUUGAGCAGGAGGCUCUUGCCACGCUUGUUGUCAACAAGCUGCGGGGGGCUCUCAAGGUGGCCGCGAUCAAGGCGCCCGGAUUUGGAGAGCGCAAGAGCCAGUACCUGGAUGAUAUCGCCAUCUUGACCGGAGGAACCGUGGUGCGUGAGGAGAUUGGCCUGGCUCUGGACAAGGUUGGGCGCGAGGUUUUGGGGAGCGCCGCUAAGAUCGAAAUCACCAAGGACAACACGACCAUUGUGGGAGACGGGUCCACGGAGGAAGCCGUCAAGCAGCGGGUGAACCAGAUCAAGAGGCAGAUGGAGGAUACCGAGCAGGAUUACGAGAAGGAGAAGCUUCAAGAACGGAUUGCUAGGCUGUCGGGUGGAGUUGCCAUCAUUCAGGUGGGCGCCCAGACGGAGACGGAGCUGAAGGAGAAGAAGCUGCGCGUGGAGGACGCGCUGAACGCGACCAAGGCCGCGGUCGAGGAGGGCAUCGUCGUGGGCGGAGGCUGCACGCUGCUUCGGCUCGCGGAGAAGGUCGACGAUAUUAAGGCGACGCUCGAGAACGACGAGCAGAGGAUUGGUGCUGACAUCGUGCGGCGCGCUCUUACCUACCCCCUCAAGCUUAUUGCCAAGAACGCCGGUGCUAACGGCAGCAUUGUGGUAGAAAAGGUUCGGACAAACCCCAACAAGGACUUCGGUUACAACGCGGCAACCGGCGAGUACGAGGAUCUGAUGAAGGCCGGAAUCAUCGACCCCGCUAAGGUGGUUCGGUGCUGCAUAGAGCAUGCGGCCUCCGUCGCCAAGACGUUCCUGACUUCCGACGUUGUGGUUACGGAUAUCAAGGAGGCCGAAACUGCCUCUGCCAGCCCCAUGGACAACUCCGGCUAUGGGUAUUAGAGGGAAGCGCAGGAAUAAUAUAAGGUCACUGCAGCUGCAUUCCGAUAAUCAUUCGUGCAUUGGGUGCAUGAAACAUUUUUGAACAACAUAAACUUUACAAAUAGAACUUCUAUACUGCCCACUUCUGCCACAAGGAAUGAUACUUCAGCUGGUGCAGAAGCAUUGAAAGGACAGGCAACGGAGGCACUGACGCUGGAGCUGAAACGACUUUCUAUGGUGCUUCGAUCUGUCCAUUGUUUGCCAGCUUGUUGCCUUUACGCGUGGAGCAAAGCUUCCAAAUAUGAGUGUACUAAUUGAAUCUGUUCCUGGACAUCUGAUCAGCUUCAACCAAGGUUGAGCUUUGAGGAGACUCCUUUCAAAAUAGGCUAUUGCCAUCCCGCCCGUG
This is a messenger RNA of Klebsormidium nitens, 2383 nucleotides long. The record is from the annotation of a GenBank genome assembly. NCBI's taxonomy places the organism in Eukaryota, Viridiplantae, Streptophyta, Klebsormidiophyceae, Klebsormidiales, Klebsormidiaceae.